Messenger RNA from Salarias fasciatus (jewelled blenny), 6063 nucleotides. It is a transcript of the gene ahdc1, whose product is annotated as AT hook, DNA binding motif, containing 1. The coding region runs from base 651 to 5312 and encodes 1553 amino acids. The transcript has 6 exons. Lineage: Eukaryota; Metazoa; Chordata; Actinopteri; Blenniiformes; Blenniidae. The record is from RefSeq and is a predicted model, not a curated record.
UUUUUUUUUCUUGCGGGUGCAGAUGUUGGCGUGAGGAGCCAGAGGAGCGGUUUUCUCCGUUGAGACAGUGGCGCGCCACGGCGGGAGGAGACAGCGCUCCACACUGAUGUGGGAGGAAUAUCUCCCUCCGACGCGGGGAGCUCAGAUGGAGGGGGAACGCUGCGCGCCGACGGCUGCAGCCGUCCAGGCUCCGUGACCCGAGCGGGAGGAGGAGUGAGCCCCGCCGCCGACAGCUGCCAGACCCGCCGCCAGCCAGCGCCAACGCCGCAACAGCUCCGGCGGGCAGCCCCGCACUCUCUCUCCCUCUCUCUCUCUCCCUCUCUCUCUCUCCCUGGCAACCAUGGGCAGAAGAAAGAAGCAGAGGGGAGAGAGAGAAGUAUGUGAGCUCUCCACUGCAGUAUUGAUGACCCAAUGAUCCCCUGCAGAACAGAGCCAGUCAGGCAGACAGAGUGAGGCUCAACUCAGAAUCAAAAUCAGAAUCAGCGCCACAACCAUUUGGUAAAAGCAACCAAUUAAGCAGGAAAUGAAUGGUCCUGUUUUCUACUUGACAGCUGUUUGAGAAAGGCGGCUACAAAACAGGAAGUCUCAUUUACGACAACUGAUAGCAUCCCUCUUUUUCCUGCGUCAGUACCAGUUAAAGUGGCCACUGAAUGAGUGGCCUGUCAGAUCACCUGCAUUCAGGCCAAACUGGCACUCCAGCGGACUGCAGUCAGAGUCAGGCCGGAGAAAAAGGCGGUUUGGAAGAGCUCGAAGGGCUGGAAGGACCCGAGUUCUGGACCAGGGAGCUCGGGCUCCAGGGGGGGUUCCAGGAGUCCCCUCAUGAUGGACUGGCACUGGUGACCGCCGACGACAUCUCCCCUUCCUCUCCUUCUGCCCUGGCAAACGGCCUCCAUCUCCAGAGACGGCCGGGGCACGGCGCCUGCCGGCGGAGGCAGACGGAGGCUCACCCAACCGCUGAGACACAUACUUUUGCAGAGGCACUCAGAAACAUGCAAACGCACAUAGAUCCAGAUGUGCAUGCACAGCCUUUUUCACACACGCUUAUGGAUAACUGUGGGCCCAUGGAUAUCGACACGCUUACAGGUUCAGUGGGGCCAGACCUCUCCAAAACUCUCACACCAGAGGCCAUACACACAACUUCACCCCAGCCCUUGUCCUUGGCACUUGGCAAUCAUCCUGCCUCCACCAAUCAGCUGGCAGCUCAUGUCCGAACCGCAGAGACAGACAUAGCCUCCACCUUCUGUCCAGUCCCUACUGGUCCAGACCCAACCACGGACUCUUCUCCGCUCCCUUUAGAGACAGAAAAAAAGUAUGCACUCCGCAGCUCUGGACGUCCCCGCUUCCCCUGUCACCUACGCAAAUCCUCUCGCCUUCGCCGGAGCACAGAAGACAUGGAGAAAAGAACCGGGAGGGAGAAAGGAGGAGAGGAGGAGGCAGUACUGGAAGAGAAGCUCUGGAGGGUGAAAGAAGAAGAAGUGGCUGUCGGCCAUAAAGAAGAACAUUCAUCUGUGGAAGCUGUUCUCCCAACACCUACCUGUCAGACAGACAUUGCCCUUGCCCUCACUGUACCAAAACCUGCCAUUAAAGCUGUUCCUAAGCCUGGGCCCAGGCUGGGGCACAGACCUGGACCUAAAUCCAGGUCUAGGCCGGCACCCAAAUCUGUUCAAAAAGCAGGGCCAAAAAGUGUCAUGAAACAGCGUCAGGCAGCCCAGUCUAUGCACCAUCGUACUACUCCUCAUCUCCCAUUCUCCAAUACAUCUGCCAUUCCUGCACCUCUGCCAACCGCGAAGGAGGAGCCUGUUGCGGAGUUGGGGGUAUGUCCUACCAAUAACCGCAGACGCGGGCGUUUUGUUGGCGUGAGGAAGAUUGUUGUCAAAGUGGCGCGCAUUCCCGUCAGCCUCAGCCGCAGACAGAAGAGCUACAAAAUUUCUAAUAUGGAGACAGUUACAGGCACAGAAAAAAGUAAUGACUGCAGUGUGGAGGGCUCGGAGCCCGUGCGAGAGCCAACUGCACUUCUCCGCAUGAAGAACAAUGGAAAAAGCGUUAUGGUGAUGUUCCCUCCUGGAGAGCUCCCUGUAAUUUUGAAGCGCAGACGGGGGCGACCACCUAAACAGCCUCUCCCAGGAAUACAGGUGGAGCCUCCAAAUCCCGGGAACGCUGCUGGUAAUGGAGACCAGCCUAAGAAGCCUCGCAGGCGCCGUCGGACUAAACUCCCUUGUCCUUAUCCGUCUUAUGUUAAUGACACGAAUGAUGUGAAGACAGAAUAUGGAGACGUUCUCUCCAAGUUGGCCUUUUUAAACCGUCAGCCCCCGGCCACCGGACGCUGCUCCCCGCCUCGCUGCUGGACGCCGAGCGAGCCAGAAAGCUUUCACGUCCCCUUGGAAAACCCUGGAAUAUCCACCCUGCUCCACAGACUCACCGGGUUCAGACGUCCCCGGGGAGGGAGAGGAGGGGGGGUAGGAAGAGGUGGAGGAGCAGCAGGAGGGAUCGGCGGUGGUGAGUGCAAUAAGAGCACCUUCAGUGACUUCUUUGAAUCCAUUGGAAAAAAGAGAAAACUGAGCCCCCUGUCUGAGCAUGGAUUACCUCGGAAAAGGGGGAAGGGAGUGGGUGGGGUGGGAAGGGGAGGAGGCGUGGUGGGAACAGAGCCCGGGGCGGAGAAAACAGUCAGGCGGAGACGUGUGAGAAAAAACGGUGCAUUCAAAGGAGGCGUGAUGUCUGUAGGACAGGACUGGCCCAACGGGGCAGGUGGCUGGGGUGAGGAGGGCAUGAUGGACAAGGAGAAGGUUUUAGGGGGUUAUCAGCUCUGUGGAUCUCCAAGGGGGGGCUUCUCCUCAUGCGAGGUUGGAAGAGGUUCCUUCGGUGGUCCGGGAGGAAGCAGAGGUAUUAUGCCAUGUGGGGAAGACUCACAGGGCCUCUUCGCUGGUUAUUUUCGAUCGCUGCUCGACUCUGACGACUCCUCAGACCUGCUGGACAUCUCCUCCUCACAGUCAGACCCCCGCAAAGCCUCUUCCACCCCAGGUUAUGAGCCAUCCAGCCCAGCUACUAGCCACAGCUGGUCUCCCGCAUUCCCUAAAUGGAGCACUAAGGGUGCAAAUUCUGGGGUGGAAGGUUCAGCCCAUGCACACUGCUCUCCAGCCCGGCCUCCAUAUAGCUAUGCCAACCUGGCCCAAACCUCCCCCACCACCUCUGUCUAUCCUAAAUCCACCCCUCCAUCUCUCUCGCAUUCUCCCAGCUCCCCACACCCUGCCUCUUACGGUCAGUACUCCUCUGGCUACUCCUGCUCCUCUCCUGCGGUGCCACAGAGGUCGUCAGACUGCAGCUUUGCAUACGGGUCUGGUCACAGCAGUGGCAAGACCACCCCUGUUGGUCAAAUGGGGUAUUCCAGCUAUCAAGCAGCAGCAGCAAAACGAGGCUUUGGUGGAUAUCCUGGAGCAAGUCAUCCGUCUGUGGGGAGGGGCGAGUUAAUAGGACCCACCUCACCUGGAGGGGGUUACAUGUCUGUGGCCAAAAGUAGCCCCUUCAGCUCCUCCUCCCCAGAAGGCUUCAAACACUACAACUCCAAUCAGUGGAGCUACAGACAAGGGUUUGGUGCCUGGACUGACAGCUUUGGGAGUCAGUAUCAUGGCUACAGUGAAUACGGCUCAAAUGAGUCCAAAGACAUCUUGGAUAUUUCAAACUAUACCCCCCAGAAGGCUAAGCGGCACCCAUUUCCUGAAAGUCUAUCAGAAUCCUCCUCUGACUCCUCACAUCUUGGCUCAGCAGCGACUGGUAGUGGCCCGAACUCGGCAGGUGGCACAUACAAGCAGAAUGAGGCUGUUUCCGUGAGUGGAGAGGGAGGGCAAUCAAGUCUGUCGAGUCUGGAGAAGCUGAUGAUGGAUUGGCAUGAGAGUGCCUCGGGGCCUACAUAUAAUUGGAGCCAGAACGUCCUCUUCCAGGGAGGGGGAACCAGCAAACCCAGCCGUGGUCGCAGAAAACGGACUGAAGUACAAUCAGAAAAAGAAGGGAUUUUGACUUUACAUUCUGAUUCCCCAUCCAGUCCUUCCCCGACACCGACUCCUGGACCUAAAAGGGGAGGGGUUGGAGGACGGGGCAGAGGGUCCCGCGGAGGCCGGGGAGGUCUGUCUUCUUGUCAGAGGGAGCGACCGUCAGCAUCCAAAGGCAGGGGCAAGGCAUCCUCCACAUCAGGAGUAGGACUCGUCCUGUCUGCUGGAGGUCCGGAGGGCUCUGGUCUGUUCCAGGAGGGGCUGGAUUAUUACAGUGGAGACAGUAGCAGCCUCUCUCCCCUGGCCACUCCUAAUCCCGCACCGCCAUCCAGCUAUGUCCAGGAACCCUGUGAGUACCCCUCCCCUUAUUCCGCCCACCCCUCCACACCUUCGUCUGAGGAGCGAUAUCCAGCUUUAUUUCCUGGAGAGUCCUGCUCUUCCCUCUCACCCAGUGUUUCAUCCCCCCCUUACCCUCCUAAACCAACCCCUCCUCCACCCCAGGCUUACCACCUUGUCCCGUCCAGGACCUUCUCCCCUUCCUGCUCCCCUUCGCCACGGGUCACGCCCCACUGCGGCACGGCAUUGAGUCCUUCACAGCGACCUCCUCCGAAAGACACCCAGUUUUCACAGUACGAUUCCCCUAGCUACUGCAGCUCCCCUUACUGGUACGGACAGACGUCGCACAGCGGCAGCCCCAGCCCGCACUCUCACAGCACGCACACCAGUACAGCCAUGCACGCGCACAGCAACCUGCACACAAGUCCGCAUGGGAAUACUCACAACAAUGCACUCAUGAGCCCGAAUUCAAACGCGCACUUGAACCCGACUCCCCACGACUCGCAUCAUCUCAACACGCAAUCUCACACAAACCUGAGCUCACACACCAACACACAUCCAAUCGCACACCUGCAAAGCAACCCCCUGUCCCACUCAAACCCCCUCAGCAACAAUCAGCCCCAACACAACACACACUCCAGUCUGAACGCUCACCUCUCCUCCAACCCCAGCCCCGGCCUCCACCCCCACUCAGCACCUGUGCUUUAUGAGGAGCGCAGCCCUCCUUCGGCCCUGACCCCCCACAAGCGGGAUAUGACCCAACACGCCAUGACUACAGGCCAUCGCCAGGGCCUCUUGCCUCACUCCCCAUACCCCAAAUCUCCCCUGGAGUCCUCGCCCCAUCAGGAGGAAAGUAGCGGCUUCUCCCUGCCCCAACAAUCCUACCAAGGCAUGGGACACCGCUACCCCUCCCAGGCGGCUCAGAGUAGUGGGGUGCUGUGCCAGCUCCUGGAUCCAGCCAAUGAUGACAGCUUCAGCGUCACCAGCCUGUAACGACAGGUGCAUUCAACCCAAGCUUUUACAGAUUUGCAUUUUUUUCUUUUUUCUUUUUUUUUGUUAAUGGGACUUCUUUGUGAGAGACUGUGAAAUGAAGGGUGAGAAUUUAGCUGCCAACUUUGGACAGUAGAGCUUUAAUUCUCCAGCAUUGACAAUCAAGAUCAGAUUUAACUCACGUGCUCAAGCAUGCACACACAUGCACACAGACACAGACACGCGCAUGUGCAAAAAUUAGUUCACUACCUAAACAUGGACACGUGAAGUCGUACGAGUGCACACGCUCUGCGCUGGAAUGAGGGAACGGCCGAGAGGAGCUGACAGAUGACGACCAGACGCUCACAGACAGAGACGAAUCUAUUUCCACAUCCCUCUGAGUCCUGCUGUGAUACACACAGGACUCGGUUUCCCAGAAGUCUGUAUCUCACCAAAUAUUUCUGGUUCUGUUCUGUACAUCUGCGGUACGGACAAACUAGGAUUACACUAUUACACUACUCUCUCUCUCUCUAUUCUCUCUCUCUCUCUGUCUCUUUUCUCCACUCUUCUGCUAAACCAGCAACCAUGUUCUGCACUCGACUCACUAACCCUGCAUUUAUGUAUUGUGCCCUAACCUGAACCGCAUCUGAGCCCAAAUCAACUUUUUAAAUACCAUGAGCCUCGCAAAUGUCCUGCUCUGUGCACUCCUUGUGUUGUGUCCCAUAAGAGAAAAGUGGACUGAAUCAGUUUUCUGCUCUUGAAAUACCAGCAUCUG